AUUUUUAAAAAAAAUACUGUGUUACUUUUUUUGUUGUGUGUUGUGAAGACAAAAAUAUGUUACGGCAAAAAUAACUGGGUAAAAACUGAAAUAUCAUUAGAAAUAGCUUUAAAUUAGAUACUGGAUUCUCGUAUCUUAGUUAUGGUGAGGUACAAAAUUUGUCAUUUUCAGAUAUCAAAAAUAAAAUCUUGGAAGAAAAUCAAAAUCUAGAAAAUGUUGUAUUAACGAAAAAAACGGAUAUAAUAUUUUUGGACCUUUUUUGUAGUAAUAUGUUUACUUUUAUGGAAUAUACUGAACUUUUUUUUCGCCUCAUUCAUGAUCCACCAGGAAAUACUUAUGAUAUAAAUACAAUGAUUAUAAAUGAUUCGAUUACAAAACAAUUUUUAGUUACAAUAUUAAAUUAUUAUAUGGACGAUAGACUAACUAUAUUUUGGAUAAUACAUUUAUAUACUUAUUAUGUUCAAUUGUUUAGAAAUGAUGUAUAUCGAUAUAAAAACAAUAUUAAAAAAGCUAUCGAACAAGUUUUGGAAAAUUUAUAUCUUGUAAGUAAUCAAAUAUGUCGACAAAAUAAUAAUUAUGAAGUUGAUUAUUUUAAUGGAGAAUAUUAUAUACUCCUCACAAAUCUAAUAAAUACCAUGCAUAAAAGACAAGAAAUCAACAAAAUUGAUUUAGAAAAUGUAGAAGAACAAGAAAAUUCGUUCUCACUUAGAAAUAUUUACAUGUGUGAUAUAAUUGAAGACAAAGAUUUAUUGAGAACUAUUAUAAUAGAUUUUGGUGAACAGAGUGAAGCUAUUUUUGAGACUAUUUACAAUAACAUAUAUAAAGAAUAUACAACGGCAAAGAAUUAUUUUCGGUUUGAUAAAUGGAUACAACAAAUAGGAAUUUACCAACAAAAAGUCUUAAACGUUUUUAAAACCGUUUUAAUGCAUUUAAUGAGAAAAAAAUUAAUGUAUGUUUCUUUAUUGUUAGAAAAUAAACAGAAAGUAGAUGCAAUAUACGGCCUAAAAAAAUUGCAAUGUUUAAUUGAGAAUACCAUUAUAUUAUUUGAUGGUCAAGAAGCUUGUGAUGUUGAAAAAGUAUUCAAAUCAUUUAAUCAAGGCUAUUAUCAUAAUGAUUUGAUUUUAAAUAUCGAUAAUAUAAUAAAUAAAAUAAAACCGAACUCUUUCAAAUUAAUUUCAAAUGAUUUAAUUAAUGAUUUAAUUAAUGACCUAAGCUACAAAUUGAGUAUUAAUGUUAAAACUGAAAAGUAUAUCAAAUAUUAUAAAUUAAAUAAAGAUGAUUUAAAAUUUAUUAAAUAUUUAUACACAAUCUCAGAUUCCAAAGAAAUGAAUAAUCAUUUAGUAAAUAUAUUUUAUUUUACUAAGUUAUUCGAUAAAAUAUUCCAAAGUGUUAAUAUAAAAAGUAUUUUAUCAUAUUUAAAAUUUACUGAAACUUUAGAAAUAUUCAAUUUCGAAGAUGAAAAUAACGAUGAAAAUAACAAUGAAAUAAGGUUAUUAGAUUUGUGAAAAUAAUUUUUUUAUAAGUUCAAACAGUUUUUAAUCAGUUUUUGAAUCAUCAUAAUUUAUUUCAAAUCAAUACUAAAAUUAUUUUAAAUUAAAUUGGAGUUUAUUUUUAAUGGUGUUUUAAUCGUCGUUUUAAUAAUAUAACUUACAUUAUGAUAUCACUUAUAAUAAUAGCAUAGAAUAUGUUUUUUGAAUAUGUAUUUCACAUAUUAUAAAUAUUUUUAACAUCAAAACAGAGUUCCCUUCUUAAAAUACUAAAUAACCAAAUGAUAUCUGGACAAAAUCUUCAGCUUUCAUGAUUAUGCUAUAGAUUGCAAGGACACUCUCCUCUGAUCAUAAUAAGCCAUUUUACAUUCUAAAACCAGUUCUUUUUUGGCAUCAAAAUACAAAAAAUCUAAGAGACUCCACUCGAGAAUCAUUUUUUUUGUAAAUUAGCCCCAACAAUUUUUUUUGAAUUUAAAAUUUUUUUCAAAUUAAUAAUAAUCUUUAAUUUAUAAUAUACUUAGAAAUGUUAAAGUGAAUUUAGUUUUGGUGAAUAUUUUAAUUUAUAUUUAUUUACUUAUAAGAUAAUAAUAUUAUAUUUUUC
Molecule: messenger RNA, 2088 nt
Organism: Daktulosphaira vitifoliae (grape phylloxera)
Lineage: Eukaryota; Metazoa; Arthropoda; Insecta; Hemiptera; Phylloxeridae
Exons: 2
Coding region: 270-1505 (411 amino acids)
Source: RefSeq, a predicted model, not a curated record